GCAAUAUUGGCGACAGAGUUCAAUAACUUCGAGAAGGGUGCAGCAUUCCAGAAACGGAUGAAGUCUGUCCUCGGGACCGGCGUAUUCAAUUCAGAUGGUAAUUUGCAUCGCACGCAUUCGUCGCAGCAUACCUGGCGGUUGCGUUUCAGGCGAGAUGUGGAAGUGCGUUUUUAA
This is a messenger RNA of Gloeophyllum trabeum ATCC 11539, 174 nucleotides long. RefSeq lists its product as uncharacterized. The annotation marks the transcript as partial. The record is from RefSeq and is a predicted model, not a curated record. Lineage: Eukaryota; Fungi; Basidiomycota; Agaricomycetes; Gloeophyllales; Gloeophyllaceae. The transcript has 2 exons.